UUCAUUGCCCCUCUAUCAUUCUGCCCAAGACACAUUCCACACAGCAGUUAUCAAUUUUUGGUUCGUGUUUUAAAUCAAAGCUUGAAGAAUUUACGUCUUAUCAUUCUCCAGAGGAAAAUUUCAUUUUUCAGUACCAACAGGGGACAUGAAGUGAAGUUUUACCUUGCUCCUGUACACGACCAUUUCAUUGGCCGUGUGUGCCAACAAAGACUUGGAAGGAAACUGUUUACAAUAUGUUCCAGUGCACGGUAUGAACCUCCAGGGGAAUAAUGAUAUGAACUUGGAUCCAUCUAAGGAGUAUAUUUGCGAGGAUACUGCACCACUUAAAGACAAUAUUUGUAUAGACGUGGAAGCACAGUCAUACAACAGAACUUUGAAGAAGAAAAUGGAAGAUCCUGCUGCUCUUAUGCGACAAAGAAUAUGGGAAUUAAUACAUUGCUUCACUGAUGCUUCACCGUGGGCAUAUGCAUUAAGCUUUGCUACACUCUUUACAGUUCCCUUGAUGCAUUGUGUUGAUCUACAGUGUAUGGAACGCUGUUUGCCAGUGAGUGUUUGCAACCUAUGGUAUACAAAAGUUGUGGUCAUUAUCUCAUUGAUUAUUACAAAUUUGCUGUUGGCUGUACUUUUGAGUGUUAAAAGUGAGUUGGUGAAGCUCUUCAGCGUAUUGAAUUAUACGCUGCUAGCAGUUUAUUAUGUGCUGGCGUUUCUGUUGUAUGUGGCCAUAGAGCCUUACGACACCCACUUGGCACUGCACAUGAUUUGUGUUACCUUGGCUCUAGCAUAUCCUAGUUGGGUUCUGAGCCGUUCAAUGACAAAGAAACCAAAAGUAAGAAUUGUGUACGUAACACGUGCAUAGUUCUUCACAAAUGUCAGUAAAAGUUGCACCACUAGAGUGAAUUUUGCAAAUGGUGCAUAAGUAUUGCCAAAAGACCAGGCAUAAGAAAAUACCACUGCUCCAAGUUGCUGCCACUACUAACAAAUCCCACUUCAGAAUCAAGAUCAAACAUUGCAGAUGUAAAAUAAUGUCAAAGGGGAGAACCUCAGUUAUACGGAUGGACAUACACAUUUUGAAACUGGAAAUCAACUAACAGAGCUGUGCCAACAACCACAAUAUCGCUCCUCAUAUCUUCAUCCUAGGCAUAGAGAAAAACUGUGAAAGUAGAAGAUAAUGACAUCAUUUAUACCUCUCUUAAUUCAGUCAAGAAAUCCAGAGCAAUCAUGAAGGGCCUCUAACAUGUGACAAAAAUUAGAACCUUAGACUCAAGAAAUUUUAAUUUAUAGGUCAGCUUCAUCCAAAGAAUUAGCCAGCCAUUAGGCCAUUAAACAAAAACACUGACUUGAGGAAAUAACCAAGGAUUAAGAAUGUAAAUACCAGAGGUAUAACACUUAUGGAAAGAGGGUGGUGGAUUGAUUGAUGACUUCACUAUUUACUUGUGUCUGAGAGUGCAGUAUGUUGUCAGCACUUUCUCUUUUUCUUAGAAUGUUUUCUUUAAUCUGUUUUGCCUCUCUCAUUUUUCUAACUGAUAAAUAGGCAAUCACUUAUUAAUAGCACAUGACGUAAGAUACUACCUGGUGGCCUCAGUGCAAUGUGUGUCAUCCAGAAUAAGCUCUAUGAAUAUUUCAAAAUUGUAUCGAAUAUUUCAUAGAUCAUGAAUUUCUGAACAAUUUGUAAGAUACUAAUUUCCACUUCUGUACUUAUUAUUCUCUGUUACCCACAGCGACAAGUAGUUUUUCACAUUUAAGGGAUCAAAUGUCAUCAAUUUGUGCUUUAUAAUUCACAUUGUUUCACCCUGACCAGUUUGUCAUCGUACUGAAAUGGUGCAAGUGCGGAAAAAAUUAUCAUCUUGACAUUCCAAUUUUGGAAUCCAAAGAAGAAAGUAAACAAUAUGAAAACAAUACCUCACAGGUUCACAGUAGAGUUAGACAUUUUUAUCAGCCAGGACUUUCCUCAUUCCCAAAUGCCCACUGUAUUGAAGUCUGCACAAUGUCAAAGACUGCUGUACCAUAUCAAACUUUCCAUUUUUUUUUUUUUU
Messenger RNA from Schistocerca piceifrons (Central American locust), 2033 nucleotides. RefSeq lists its product as uncharacterized. The transcript has 8 exons. Bases 251 to 856 code for a protein of 201 amino acids. The record is from RefSeq and is a predicted model, not a curated record. NCBI's taxonomy places the organism in Eukaryota, Metazoa, Arthropoda, Insecta, Orthoptera, Acrididae.